AUGGAGAAAACACUCAGUGAAACAUCGCAGGCUCGGCUCAAGCAGAAGGAAGCAGAGAAUGAGAAGGUCGUGCUGGAUGUCGAGAACAAUUAUUGUCGUUUGAAAGCUGCAUUGAUGAGCCGAUUAUCGAAACAACAUUCAACUCAGCCCAACCUGCAGCAACUAACGGCUCAAGGUACUUCAACUGGUCUGUCUCGUGUCAAACUUCCGGAAAUCCGUCUACCAACCUUCGGAGGACAUCUCAAGGACUGGGUGACCUUUCGCGAUACUUUUCGGAGUUUGAUCCAUAAUAACCCACAGCUAACGGAAAUGGACAAAUUCACGUAUCUACGGUCAUCGCUCAGUGGAGAAGCUCUUCAGGAGAUCAAUUCCGUGGAAAUGUCAGACGUCAACUAUGUGGUUGCCUGGACGAUGCUGGAGAAGCGAUAUGGAAACAAGAAAUUGAUUGUUAAAGCCCAUCUUGAUGCCUUGUUUUCGAUUGAGCCCAUACGCAGAGAAGGAUACGAGUUGCUCAGUCGUCUAAUCAGCGAUUUUGAUAAACAUCUUCUCAUGUUGGAUAAAGUUGGAGAAGACACAAACAACUGGAGCACCAUUCUUGUCUACAUGGUGUGCUCUCGUUUAGAUUCCACCACGCUUCGAAAUUGGGAAACUCACCAUAACUCAAAGGAAGUGCCCAAGUACAAGGACCUCAUGCAUUUCCUAAGAGAUCAGUGCUCCGUGUUGCAGUCUGUGGCUCCAGCUAAGGCUAUCGUCGUCCCUGAGAAGAAGGCAAAGUUCUCCGUCACCAACUCUGUUGUUCAACCAGCGUUCAAGUGCCCAUUUUGUGGAGAAGGAUUCCAUUCUGCUUUCCGAUGUCUGAAGUUCCUGAAACUGAAGGUUCCCGAGCGCAGCGAAGCAGUACGAAGAAGUCGGCUUUGCCUGAACUGCCUAUAUCCUGGACAUCAGGCGCGUGUAUGCAGUAGAGGAGCAUGCCACCAUUGCCAGCAGAAGCAUCAUUCCCUGCUGCACCCGGAACAGCAGCCACCAAGCGAACAUCGGAACAGAUCCUCCGUCCCACAAGGGCAACCUAGACCCUCAGCAGUCAAUCAGCAGCAACCACAGACACAGUUACCAAACCAGCACCAACCUGCACAAGCUCACACUACACAGCAACCCACACGCACACCUUCCGCAUCACACUCGCAAUCCACCGCACAACCAUCCACCUCACAUCAAUCAAGUACCAAUCAGAACACUGUAGCCCUGCCGACAAACACACAGUUUUCUACGCAAGAUAUUCUAUUAUCAACUGCUCUUGUCUGCGUACAGGACAGUUACGGCAAUUCGCGACUAGCCCGCGCGUUGCUAGAUUCGUGUUCGCAGUUUUGCUUUAUGACAACACAGUUCUCUAGCAAACUGAACCUACAAAGUUCGGCUGAACAUAUGUCGGUUCAAGGCAUCGGUGGUUCUGUAACCGUAGCACGGAAGUCGGUGAAAGCGACAGUCCUCCCUCGAAUUUCGGAUUUGUCACCAUUCCACGAGGAGAUGACUUUCUACGUCUUACCCGAACUGACUGCAACCUUACCAGCACGGAAGAUUAACGUCGUCAACUGGAAUUUCCCGAGCAACAUCACAUUCGCCGAUCCGCAGUUCCACGAGCCAGGUCGUAUAGAUCUAAUCAUUGGAGCAGAACAUUAUCUGGAUCUGCUCACCGACGGUCGGGAGAAAAUUGUGGAUGGAGGCCCUACGCUGCAGAACACAGUUUUCGGAUGGAUAGUGUCUGGUCGAGCAAUCGAUCAUUCGUUAUCAGUGCAGCAAACGUCAGCAUAUUCCUGCACACUUGCGAACCUACAAGAACAGCUAUCAAAGUUUUGGGAACUGGAAACCUGCCACACCCAUUGCACUCAGUCUGUGGAAGAAACCGCAUGUGAAGCAUACUACGACCAAACAACCGUUCGCGAUGAAAGUGGUAGAUUCGUCGUCACUCUUCCCAAGAGAGAUUACAUCGUUGCUCAGCUCGGAGAAUCAGAAGGCAUUGCAACCAGAAGGUUUCUUGGCUUGGAGAGAAGAUUUCAACAGAAUCCAGAACUGAAGGCAGCGUAUGCAGAGUUCAUCCGGGAAUAUGAACAGCUUGGACACAUGGUGGAAGUUCCAGUUUCGGCAUCACAAGGCAACGAAGUCUCCCCUGUAUACUACCUUCCUCAUCAUGCAGUAUUCAAACUAGACAGCACCACAACCAAACUGCGCGUGGUGUUUGAUGCGUCUUGCAAAACCAGCAGUGGAGUUUCGCUCAAUGAUGCGCUAAUGGUCGGCCCCGUAAUCCAAGAAGACUUGAUCUCCAUCACUCUCCGGUUUCGGCUGUUUUGUGUGGCAAUUGUGGCGGACAUAGAAAAAAUGUAUCGCAUGAUACUUGUCCAGCAUGGCGACCGAUCUCUCCAGCGAAUUGUUUACCGAAGCUCACCCGAUGAACCCCUAAGAACGUAUGAGCUGACUACCGUCACUUACGGCACAGCUGCAGCUCCGUAUCUGGCGACGAAGUGCCUUCAGCGACUAGCAGAUGAAGAAGCAUCCAAGUUUCCACGUGCUGCGAAGGUACUACGAGAAGAUUUUUAUGUCGACGACAUGUUGACCGGAGCGAACACCGUAGAGGAAGCGAAGCAGUUGGCGGAAGAAAUGGUGGAACUCACUGCAUCCGGAGGAUUCAACCUACGAAAAUGGAACUCCAAUAGCAAGGAGCUGCUGGCACAACUGCCACAAGAACUGUUGGAUAGCCGAGCAUUGUUAGAGCUGGAUUCAUCGUCCUCUCCAGUGAAGACACUAGGCUUGCAAUGGGAGCCACAAUCAGACAGCUUCCGAUACGACUCACCACAGUGGAAUAACGAUGUUGUUCCAACCAAACGUAUAGUUCUCGCUGAAGCGGCUCGGUUAUUUGACCCACUAGGCUUGAUCGGUCCUGUAGUCGUUAUCGCAAAAAUCUUUCUACAAGAACUGUGGAAACACAAUUGCGGCUGGGAUGAUCCAUUACCUGAAGCGAUGCAACAAUUUUGGCAAGAGUACAGGUUGAACUUGACCGCCCUGUCCUCCUUUUCGAUUCCACGCUGGAUUGGAUACAAGGCCGAAGCAGUUUCAAUGGAAUUGCAUGAGUUUUGUGAUGCAUCGGACAAGGCCUACGGUGCGUGCAUCUACACACGUUGCACGCUGAUGGAUUCUUCAGUAGAAGUACGCUUGCUAAUUGCCAAAUCCCGUGUUGCGCCGUUGGAGGACCUUAAACGGAACAAGAAGAGACUGUCAACCCCUCGUCUUGAGCUUUCGUCCGCAUUGCUACUUUGUCAUCUGUACGAGAAGGUCAAGGCAAGCAUUCGCAUUCCCCAUAACGCAAGCUUCUGGACCGAUUCGACAAUCGUUGUGCAUUGGCUAUCCUCUUUGCCCUCGAGAUGGCAGAUUUUCGUAGCCAAUCGUGUUUCCGAGAUUCAGCACAUCACCAAGGGUUUCGUUUGGAAUCACGUAGCUGGUGCGGAAAAUCCGGCGGAUGUCAUUUCUCGAGGUAUGACCCCGGCUCAACUACUGUAUCACACAAUUUGGCUUGAAGGUCCGGCAUGGCUGCGUCGAGACCGCAGCACUUGGCCGGUGGCAAGCCCCGAAGAGGAUUUCGAUCGAACAUUACUGGAAGAGCGAAGCGCAGUUGCAAUCCCAGCUCAGUCCAAGCCAAACAGCGAGUUAUUCGGUCUACAUUCGUCUUUGUUCGUAUUGGUGCGAAGAAUUGCAUGGAUUCGCCGUUUCAUCCACAAUUGUCGACGCCCAGAAGAAGUACGCAGCGGAAACAUCAACCACAUCGAACACCAAGAAGCCAUGCUGUCGCUGGUACGUCUGGCCCAGAACGAAUCGUUUCCAGAAGAGAUUUCUGCACUACAGCGCGGAAAUCAAGUGAAACCGUCAUCUCCAAUCCACAAACUCUGGCCAAUACUCGUCGAAGGUGUACUGCGUGUCGGUGGUAGACUUUCAGAAGCACCUGUGUCAUCAACUCGUAAGCAUCCAGCGAUUCUCUGUUACCGGCAUCCCCUGAGCAAACUGAUCGUAGUAGACUACCACUUGAGGCUGUUUCACGCGGGUCAACAGCUGCUAACCAGCAGUGUACGAGAGAAGUAG
Molecule: messenger RNA, 4125 nt
Organism: Aedes albopictus (Asian tiger mosquito)
Lineage: Eukaryota; Metazoa; Arthropoda; Insecta; Diptera; Culicidae
Exons: 1
Coding region: 1-4125 (1374 amino acids)
Molecular function (GO): nucleic acid binding; zinc ion binding
Source: RefSeq, a predicted model, not a curated record